CUCUCCCUCUUAAUUUUUUAUGAUUCUCCUCAAUUCUUUUUCUCUAUUCAGUAAAACACCCAAUCCAGUGUUUCCCUCUGACCCUUUUUAUUUUUGUAAAAAAUAAUCAAUAAAAUUACAAAUAUUUGUUUUUUUUUUUCAUUGUUUUUGGUGUAAUGAUAGGAACUAGAGGCGUUCUUGUUUGAGCUAUUGUUUUCAAGUAGGAGUUUUUGUUUAAUCUUAACUUUUAUUUGUAUUAAAUGAAUAAAAAAACCAAUCUUUGAUGUUAAUAAUCCAAGUUUAUGCAUAUGGGUAAGGCUAACUCAGAUCAAAGACUGGUUUCUGGUUUUGUUACAUAGGCAAAGACACUAGCUAUAUUUAUAUACUUUUAUUUAUUUUUGGUCUAAUGCUUCCAUCAAAAAUGGGAGAAGCGAAUGAAAACAGAAGAAGAAGUAGUAGCAGCAGCAGCAGGGGAAUGAGCAAUCUUUCUUUGCGGAUAGAAAAGUACCCAAGAGAUCUGUUACAAAGAUUCAUGUCAAGUGAAGCACAAGCUUCAACAAGAAGUGAAGGAGAGGAAGAAGAUGAAGAAGUGGAGCUGAAUCUUGGGUUGUCAUUAGGAGGUAGAUUUGGGGUUGAUAAGAAUGCAAAGAAGUUGACAAGGUCAUCAUCGAUUGCUGGUUCAAUACCAAUAUUAAGAGAAGGUGAUGCCAAUACUCCGCCGCCAGUCCCUUACCCAACUCUCAUAAGAACAUCUUCUUUGCCUACUGAGACUGAGGAAGAGUGGAGGAAGAGAAAAGAGUUGCAGACACUACGCAGAAUGGCAGCUAAAAGGAGAAGAAGUGAGAAGCAAAGGAGCUCAAGAGAGAAAAUGGAGGUGACUUUGUUAGAGGAAGAGAAGCAAACUGGAAGGGCCAAUAAUAUUGGGGUGGGCGUAGGACCACCUUUUGGGUUGCAGAGUUGGGCCGCAGCUGCAAGGCAGGUGAUUUUAGCAGGAGGGAGUGAAGUGGUGGGGGUGAAAGGGAUAGGUGGUGGUGGUGGUGGUGCAGCUGGGUUUUCACAAGGUUUUAUGCAGCCUUGUUCUCAAGGGUCUGUGGAAUCACAAGGCGGAAGUUCUUCUAGUAUGUCAGAAAUGGAAAAUAAAGCCCUUCAAGGAGCAAGCAGUUGUGGUGAAGCAAGAAGCUCUGGUAGCACCCAAUCCUUACAAGAUCAAGGGAAUCAAGAGGCUACCGGUUCUUCAGGGACAAAGACAAGUGAAACAUGCAGAACUUCCAGACUGGAGGUUGAAACUCUGUGUAAGGCAGCUGAAAAUAGGGGGAAAGAAAGAGGGGAUGCAAUGGAAGAUAUGCCUUGUGUUUUCACAAAGGGAGAAGGUCCUAAUGGGAAAAGAGUAGAAGGCAUUCUGUACAAGUAUGGGAAGGGAGAGGAAGUGAGGAUAAUGUGUGUAUGCCAUGGCAAUUUUCUCUCUCCAGCAGAGUUUGUCAAGCAUGCAGGUGGUGGUGAUGUAGAUCACCCUCUUAGGCAUAUAGUUGUAAACCCUUCCUCUGCUUCCCUUUUGUAAUUUGCAGUUUGAUGGCACCCCUCAAAAAAUGGGGAUGUGAAAAUGGGGAUAAAUUGAAAGGUAAAAAUUUUAGAAAACAGUUUUUUAUUAUUUUUUUUCCAUUGCAAAGUUUGCAAUAUCUAAUUUACUUUUGUUGAAGUCUCCUAGGAGAGAUUUUCGGAUGCCUCUCUUUGGAUCAUGUGGUUUCUUUUUCUCAUGCCUGCUGUAUGUCUCAGAACCUUUGUGUGUUUGGGCAAGAAUCAUUGAUAUGGUCUUUUUUUCUCUUU
Molecule: messenger RNA, 1803 nt
Organism: Theobroma cacao (cacao)
Lineage: Eukaryota; Viridiplantae; Streptophyta; Magnoliopsida; Malvales; Malvaceae
Product: ninja-family protein AFP2
Biological process (GO): response to abscisic acid; negative regulation of DNA-templated transcription; signal transduction
Cellular component (GO): nucleus
Source: RefSeq, a predicted model, not a curated record